Molecule: messenger RNA, 1272 nt
Organism: Oldenlandia corymbosa var. corymbosa
Lineage: Eukaryota; Viridiplantae; Streptophyta; Magnoliopsida; Gentianales; Rubiaceae
Source: the annotation of a GenBank genome assembly
AUGGCAACCGCCGCUGUCGAGAGUAAUUGGCCGAAAGAUGACGCGCUUGCGCACUCCAAUCAACGAGAAGGUGGUGCCGGUGCCGGCGCCGGUGGCGGAGAAGGGCUGAGGCAGUACUACCAACAGCGGAUCAAUGAUCUUCAGCUACAAGUCCGCCAGAGAAGCCACGACCUUCAGCGUCUUGAAGCCCAACGCAACCAACUCAACUCCGGAGUGAGAAUGCUCAAGGAAGAGCUGCAGCUUCUACAGGAGCCUGGGUCUUAUGUUGGUGAAGUUGUCAAAGUUAUGGGGAAAUCAAAGGUCUUAGUCAAGGUCCAUCCUGAAGGUAAGUAUGUGGUUGACAUCGACAAGAAUAUUGACAUUACGAAGAUCACACCAUCAACUCGAGUUGCCUUAAAAAAUGAUAGCUAUAUGCUUCAUUUGAUACUGCCCAGCAAAGUUGAUCCACUUGUGAACCUGAUGAAAGUAGAAAAAGUUCCAGACUCGACUUAUGACAUGAUUGGUGGUCUAGAUCAACAAAUUAAGGAGAUAAAAGAGGUCAUUGAAUUGCCAAUCAAACAUCCAGAGUUAUUUGAAAGUCUUGGAAUAGCACAACCAAAGGGAGUCUUGCUUUAUGGCCCACCUGGAACAGGGAAAACAUUGCUUGCAAGAGCUGUGGCACAUCAUACUGAUUGCACCUUCAUCAGAGUUUCUGGAUCUGAGUUGGUUCAGAAAUAUAUUGGAGAAGGCUCUAGGAUGGUUAGAGAACUAUUUGUUAUGGCCAGGGAACAUGCACCAUCAAUCAUCUUCAUGGAUGAAAUUGAUAGCAUAGGGUCUGCUCGCAUGGAAUCUGGAAGUGGUAACGGGGAUAGUGAAGUUCAACGGACUAUGCUCGAGCUUCUCAAUCAACUUGAUGGAUUUGAAGCUUCCAAGAAAAUUAAAGUUUUGAUGGCAACAAAUAGGAUUGACAUUCUGGACCCAGCACUUCUUAGGCCUGGAAGGAUUGAUCGGAAAAUUGAGUUUCCUAACCCCAAUGAAGAGUCUCGACUAGACAUCUUGAAGAUACACUCGAGGAAGAUGAAUUUGAUGCGUGCCAUAGAUUUAAGGAAGAUAGCUGCAAAAAUGAAUGGCGCCUCUGGUGCAGAACUGAAGGCUGUUUGCACGGAAGCAGGAAUGUUUGCGCUGCGUGAGAGGAGGGUUCAUGUCACACAAGAGGACUUUGAGAUGGCCGUCGGCAAAGUAAUGAAGAAGGAUACAGAUAAGAAUAUGUCGCUGAGGAAAUUGUGGAAGUAG